GCUUCGAUGGCCCCGUUGCUUCGGUUUGGCGCGAGGAAGGUCUGCGGCCAUGCCGGCCUAGAGCGACCACUGCAGGGCAGUUUCAUGGCGGCCAGGUCGCUCACCGUCGUCAAGGAGGAGCAGCCGCGGAAGCUGCCGUGGACUAUUUUCCAUGGCAGGCUGAGCUCACUCCACUGGUUCAGCAGCUCCCCUGAAUCACCAUACGAUCCUCUCACCAACAAUCACAGGCACUUCCCUGUGGGCCUGCGUCGAUUGGAGGAGAAGCGGCAGGAGUUGCUCCGUUUGCUCCGUGAGAUGGACGAUCUCCAAGCUGAGAGAUGCGCCAUGGAGAUCAAGAAGAACACCAAGCUGCUCCAGCUGCUUGGGCGACCCCCUUCAAAACCAUGGUCAGCUGAAGAUUUCAAACGACACUUUGGCGUUGAUGACUUUAAGGACUUCAUACUAUCCCUUCCAUUUAUGGCAAUGGCACUCUUUCUCUUUGUCGCUUUCUCUAUGAUGACUAUCUUUAUGUUGCUUUUGCCCUUGUUCUUACUCUGUACAUCUACAUCUAGGACCGGCCAGAAAUAUAAGGAGCACACACUUUCCGAGAAAGAUUUAGCUUCGACCAAGGAGUAAUCUAGCUUAUCAUUUGGACCAAUCUAUUUGAUAUCGGAAGUGUGUGCUCUCCUACAUUACUUCUGUGAAGAAUGAGAGCUACA
Molecule: messenger RNA, 698 nt
Organism: Triticum dicoccoides
Lineage: Eukaryota; Viridiplantae; Streptophyta; Magnoliopsida; Poales; Poaceae
Exons: 3
Coding region: 7-615 (202 amino acids)
Source: RefSeq, a predicted model, not a curated record